Plasmodium berghei ANKA is the source of this 735-nucleotide messenger RNA. RefSeq names its product conserved Plasmodium protein, unknown function. The transcript has a single exon. Lineage: Eukaryota; Apicomplexa; Aconoidasida; Haemosporida; Plasmodiidae. The record is from RefSeq and is a predicted model, not a curated record. The coding region runs from base 1 to 735 and encodes 244 amino acids.
AUGGAGGGAAAUAUUCAAACAAGAAUGCAAACAAAAAUAUUAACAAAAUUAUAUAUGAAAAAUGAUGUAACAAAUAAAGAAAAUACAAGAUUAAGAAAUAAAACAAACAAUAGAAAAAUCGAAUCUAAAAAUAUGAGGGUUAAUAAAAGAACUGUAAAAUCAUAUUUGAAAAGUUGUGAUAGAAAAAGGGGGAAAGAAAAAUUAUAUGUUAAAAAAAUUGAAAACUCAAAAAAAAAAAAUAAACCAAGCUUUUCAUCCAAGAUGGAUAUACUUAAAGAGGACAAAAGUAAAAGAAAAAAUAACAAUUUAGUAAAUAAUACUGUAGUAAAUAAUAAUGCAGUAAAUAAAAAUAAUUACAACGAUUUUAAGAAUAAAAUGAAUACAUGUAUUUAUUUUCACAAUAAUUAUAACAAUGAUAAAGCUGGAAAAAAUGAAAAUAAUACAUAUGACUCAAAAAAUGAAAAAAAAAAAAAAAAUAGCAAUGAUACAAAAAAAGACAAAAAUUAUAUAUAUAAUUAUUUACAGGAUAAUGGUAUUGAAAUAAAAAAUGAUAAAUAUAUUUUUAAAUAUAAAAAUACAUUAAAUAAAAUUCAAACAUUUAUAUUUCCUAUAUAUAAAUAUGGUGAUCAUUUAAUAGCUAGAAAUAAAGCAAUAUUUUUGAAAAUACACAUACAUACAUGCUUGUUUUGCCAAAAUGGAAUACUUUGUAACUUUGUAGAAAAUUAUAUGAUAUAA